AGAAGGCAAUCUUUUUCUCCCAAUUAUUUGAAGCAGAACACUAUCUACUGUGGGUUCGAGUUUUCGGGUGCAGCAGCAAGAUGCCGCACCAACAGUGACCGUAGCCGAAGUGUGUGUACACGCGCGCCCCGGGUUUCCCCGUUUUCCCAACCAUUGGGAAAGAGGAGAAUUUCGGUUUUCCGUCCGUCCAUCGGUGGAGGGAUUCAGUGCGGUAGAUCGUAAGGUUCGGGAGAAUCGUGAAAAGAGGAGCAGUAGGAGCAGUAGCAAUCGGUUCUACUACACACCGCCUACACUACACAUCUCGAAAGCCGCCCCUUGAGAACCACAGAGAAGAAGGUGGCCGCAUCGUCUACCGUUUCGGGUGCAGCAGUAGGCCGCCAAUAACGUCGUAUGCCGGAACACAGCAACACCACGAAGACGAAUUUCCUUCCAAUUGCCUACGACUACUUGAUCCAACAUGACGGCACCCUUAAGUGCACUAUGAUCCGUGGUGGGUGGUGGUGGCGGUGAUGACGAACUGUACAUCCACCCCGCCUGCCUCCAAAGAUCGAUAGACAUCCUCUUCGAUUGGUGAAAAAAAUAAUGGACGAACAAUCAACCCCAUGAUGCCCCAAGGGAAGCAGAAAAGAUGCGACUAUAGUGCGUAGAGAGAAGGGUUCAACAAAUAUGCUCUCUACGUUUGUUGAUGCAGCAAAAGCGAAAAGCGGGAAACGAAACUACUGCUUGCCAGCAUCACCCAGUAGUAAGGCUACACAGCUUGAUUACCGAUGGCCAGGCUGGAACUGUGCUAUGAAACGUUCUGACAUGGCCUACGCGCUGCCAUUAGAAUCCGCCAAACACGAAGCCCAUCUUCCCAUCGAUAUCAGCUUUGAUAGAACCGUCAGGUGUGAUCCAUUGGUAGCAGAGGAGGCGCUGGAUUCGGUUGCCGAAGAAGCAGCCGUAGUAGCACUAGCAGCAGCAGCAGCAUCACCAUCAUCAACGUUACCAUUGACAAUUUAUGCACAAGAGCAGAACGUGCAUCAGCAAAUCUUGUGCUCAGAAGAUCGUUCGCAAGUGGUGUGUUCCGCGCGAGGCACAAAACCUUACCUAGCAUCGUGCUACCUAGAAGCAGAGCUACUGGACGAUUGUUGCCAUUAUCCUCGCCAUAGCGGUGAAAAGGACGACAGUUGGGGCAUCUGUUGCAGAGUAGCACAUUAGUCGCUGAGAUCGGAUCGCGACGGUGCUGGAUUCGUGUACAUGAAAAGAGCCGUUCAGCGAAAACCCGCUGGGAACUUUGUAUAAAUUAAGUGAAACAAGAGUGUUGUUAACUCUCUACGUUCCGGUUGUGUGUGUUAAGUGUAGUGUGUGUAGUGCAGAGGUGGAUUGGCAAGCCGCCCUUAAACGCAAACGCCACGCCUGAAAACACGAAUGUUUGUUCCUUCGUUAGUAACAGAGUGUAGCCGUUUUUGAUAGAUGUGUGCUGUGGAAGUGAUUGGAACGGAAAGUAGACGAACUUUGAGUGCAGCAGCAGCAACGAAAACCAAGCAACAUGUCUGCUGCUUCCAUGAACAGUAAUGCCAGCAGCAGCAGUAGCAGCAGCAGUACGUUCAAGAACAGCGCACCAGGUGAAAGCAGCGGGGCCAAUGGAGGAGGCAGCAACAGCAAUAGCGGUGGUGGUAACACUGCUUCUUCGCCAGCAAAUGUAGUAGUUCUCGAGAGUGGGCCUGCUGCCAUUCAACAACACCAUCAGCCCCAUCACCUGACUAACCAUCCUCAUAUGAUGGACAGCAACGACGUGGUGACUGCGGCCACCGGUUUGCAACAGCUCUCGAACGCCGCAAACGCAAUUAAAUUACGCGAGUGCGCUGUACAGUAUUCCAAUUUGAUCAGCUAUGGAAGCAACAGUACCAGCAGCAGCAGCAGCAGCAGCAGCAGUAGCAGCAGCAAUAAUAGUUUUAGCAACAAUGGUAACAUCGUAACCACCAGCAGCAGCAGCAACAGUGGCAGCAUCACCAGCACUAACAAUAGCACUAGUAGCCAUAGCGCCCCAAUGAGCAACAGCAUAAACAUGCUAUCGCAGCCGGCGCCCGCGUCCGAUGCUGCAGUUAGCGGCGUUCCCCUGGUAACAGCGGCGGCGCCAACUGGUGGCUCUCUCGUUCAGAUGCUCGGUAGUGCAACCAUUGUCUCGAAAGCCCAUCCGCAUCAUCAGCAAUCGGCACAGCAUGCCUUUUCGCAACCACAAACAUUCAACUACAUCGAUGCUGCGGGGAAGAACUUUAACGUGCUCACGUCUACAGGUGCCAAGUUGGGCCCAAGUGCGAAGCUGAUCGGUGUGCCGUUUUCGAAGGUGAAGAGUAUUACCACGACAACUACCAACCAAACGCAGCCCCAACUUCAGCAGCAGCAGCAGCAGCAUCCGCAGCACAUCGUAGUGUCGGCUACCGUUGGUAGCAGCGCUGGCGGUAAUAAUACUAGUAGCAGUAUGUCUACAGCACCAAAAGCACCGAGCACGAUGGUACACAAGCUGACCGUUCCAAGGAAUAUUCAGCUCGUAACACGGAUACCAUCGAGCAACAGCAGUAGCAAUGCCGGUGGCGCAGGAAGCACAACGAGUACCGUCACCACGCUUAGUAACGGUGGUCGGAUAUUGCAGACGCAAACACAGUAUAACACGCUGCAGGACACCGGCGGAGGAGGUGUAGGAGCUGGUAUCGGAGGAACAACAACGACGACGUUUGAUCUGAAAAGCCUUGUUCCAGCAGCUCAUUCCGUGAAGCCCGUUCCGGUAACAAGCAAGAGCAAAGUCGGCCAGAAUGCUUCCCUCAAGUUGCUGCAACAAAACGCUAAACCACUUUCUGCUGCAACGGUAACGCUCCAGGGCAAAGGAGGCCAGCAGUUACCGAUGUCGCAGCAAAUCACCGGUGGGACAGCGAUGGUCAAUUUAAGUCUCAAAGCUGUAAGGAGUGGCGUCGGUGUCGGCGUGACAUCAGGGAAGACUGGUGCUGCUACCAUCACCCUUCCUACCAGUAAUGCCUCGGCGUUCUAUAUGAAGGGUGGCAGCGUGGUAGUUUCGAAUGGUAACGGAACGGUAUCGCUCCAGCAACCACUCAUUUCAUCACCACACUACACCACUACCCCGCCAUCGGUGCAAACGACCGUUAGUUUUCAGCAUCCAUCCUCGAAUACCCUUCAGCAGCAUCACCACCCGGCGUCAAUGAUGGUACAAACGUCGGCAAGUCCGUCAAUGGGCGGCGGUAAUGUAAUGGUGGCUACAACCACCACCUCCUCUGGAACUGUCAAGUUCUCCGCCAGCGCCCUGCACGGACUGGCGAAGCUUUCGACGCCGGCUGCCACAGGCAACGGAGCUGCCAGUAACCUGCUGAAAACGACCAAAAAUCAAUUGAUUCAAAUAUAUCCGCACCAUCAACAGCCACAGGUGUCGGCAUCGUCUCCUGCAGCAUCUUCACCAUCGCCCCACUUUAGAACGCAGUCACCAGGAUUGACGACUGGGAAUGGCAACGCUGUUGCUAGUGCUCCUCUCAUGAUUUCCACCUCGGGAACUACCGGUGGUGGUGGGCCUCAGAUCGUACUACAGCAGCAUGCCGGCACGCCGAUGAUGCAUGUGUCGAGCACCGCAGGCAGCUUGCCGACGACGACGUCCACGGCAACGAUCGUGGGGAAACUAACAGCAACCGGUGGUCGCUAUCCGCCUGUAUCUUCCGCCAGUUUUUACACUGUUUCCACGUCGGCGUAUGGAGGCGGCGUAACCACAAUGACCACUACGAGCGCUACCAGCACCAUCACUCACGGUCACAAAGGUCUCAGCAAUCUCUAUACGGCAGCAGCGAGCGUUGGUGGAUACGAUCAGCAGCAACAACAACAGCAACAUCAACAUCAGCACCAACAACAGCAACAGCAUGAUGUGGUCACGAAAAUAAUCACUAAAAGUACGACUACCAGUGGUCCUGCACCAAAGGUGACGCCGAAGGCCGGUUCUGGUGGAAACCGUACUCGUCACAAUAGCGUUUCACAGUAUCACCAGAAUCAAGUACAGCAGCAGCAGCAGCAGCAGCAACAACAUCAUCUUGCGUCGUCAAAUGUUGUAUCGACGUCCGGCGCGACAAAGACUCCUUACGUAGCAGUCGAACAUCAGCAGCAGCAUGGAAGUACAGCUACCGACCAGCAACAACAGGCAGUAGCGAUGCCUAAUCAUGUCGGAUCGCCAGCAUACAACCAGCAACAAACCGGCCAUACUCGGUACUUGUACUCGUCCUCCCCUUCCAAGCCUGCACAGCAACAGCAGCAGCAACAAUCAAGCGAUGCAAUCGGUAACGACACCGGUUACUACAAUGGACAAUCUGACGAAACGUUCAUGGCCCGCGUCCUGCAGAGUUUGUCGAAGAAAUCGGCGGAAAGUGGACAGUACACAGCAAACGUGCCACCGGUUCACAACCGACAUAACCAACAACAGCCGCAUCAGCAGCAGCCUACGUAUGAAGUGCAAACGUCAGCAGCAACAGGAAGAAGAAUGAGCGUAUCAAACGAAGGAUCGAUUGUACUAGAACCGAGUCAAUCGAUAACUGCCGGUCCGGAUGCAGCAGCAAUGGCAGAGUACCGGGAUGAUGAAGAACUGCAUAGUGUCGAGGUGCGUCCGGCACCGAUCGAUCCUUCCACUGGUCGAAUGGCCGUGCUGCAGACGAUGCUACUGGAUCAUACCUAUUGCAACCCUAAAUCGUGGGGUUUAGCGGAACAGGGGGCACAAUGCGGAGCACCGCAGCAACCGCAACACCAACAGCUAUCGAUGAACCCACCGGCAGCUCCCUCGCCCAUGCCCCCGAUGAAUGCCCUCAUUCCCAUUGGUAGCAGUCAUAUAGGGGUGGGCUCACCGGUCGCUGCAGGUUUGCCAGUAGCGCAACUAGCUAAAGGAUCCUCAACGCUGUCGGGCAGCAUGUACGAGUACCUGUACCAGGCGAAAGGAGGCCUAUCGACGAACCGUCCUACCGAUGAUGAUGACACACAGUCGAUCAUCAGCAAUGGUUCGCGGUCCGGUGCCGGUCUUGAUAACGACCUCGGUGAGGAAACGGAUACGGCACCCGAGUGCGAGGGAGAGGAUGAUUCGGUGACGCGCUGCAUCUGCGAUCUGACACAUGACGAUGGUUACAUGAUAUGCUGUGACAAGUGCUCCGCCUGGCAACACGUGGACUGUAUGGGCAUCGAUCGUUCCAACAUUCCGGAUGAAUAUAAUUGCGAGCUGUGCCAACCUCGACCGGUGGACAAGGUACGAGCUCGUCAGCUUCAACUGCACAAACGCAAAGAACAGAGCCUGUUCCUGGCCAACAACAAUGUAGUGAGUGGGUCGACGAGUUCUUCCACCACCGGGACAACAGGAACGCUAUCUGCAAGUGGCGAGAACGGUAGUCUUGCCCAGCAGAUGCUGCUACCACCAUCAACACCAUCGAACGGUGGCAAAAGUAGUGCCCAUCAUGCAUCGUACAAUGCGCAGUACAACGAGCUACAGUCGAAAGGGGGAGCCAACUGCACUAGCGGUUAUAACCAGCAUGGCGGAUCGCAUCAACAUUUCAAUAGUGCGAGUAGCGGCGUGAAGAAUGCCAAGAAAUCUCGUUCAUCUGGCGGUGGAUCGCGCAAAAAGUCGGACAGCAUUUCGUCCAAUUCGUCAUCCUGCUCGUCAUCGACCGUGUUACCGUUCGGCAACAACAAUCUGGCCGUGUCAGCGUCGUUGGGCGGUUCGCUUAUGAAUGCGCCCUCGGUACCGGCUGGUGCCGUAUUCCCGCCAUCUUCCCACACAACCGAUCGAAUGAUGUUGGUUCCGGGCGGUUCCGGUACAAUCGGAGGAGAUGCAUCGGGAGCAGCGAGCGGUGAUUUGGGUUCAACCAUGCUAUUAGCCGCAGCCGCCGCCGCAGCAGGCCGAUUAGGAACAUCGCCAAUGGUUUCAUCACUGAACUGUGAUAGUAUGAACAAUGCUGGUGGAACUAUUGUUGGACCAGGGGGAAUAAUAGGUGGCAGCGGAAGCAUAGCUAGCGGAGGUAUAACGAAAAAGCUGAGUAAAAAGGCCGAAGCGGCCCUUAAUCGUCACAACAACAGCAACACGACCGGUGGCAGUAAGCGCAACAAGGAAGGGCUGCGAAACAACGCUUUGGGUACCGGGGCGAAACCCUCGAAGAAGAAAUCGAAGAGCGCCGAACAGAGCACGGAGAAGCUGACCAACAUGAUACGUACCUGGAUCGAUAGUUACGAGUGGGCCUCGACGAACCAUUACUCACCGGAGCUACGGGCAAGGCUGCAAGCAUUCGCCAAACAGCAACACUCACAGAACCCGCUGCUAAACGACAGCAGACUGUUGGUCAUUCCGGGAUCCGCUGCACUACCGCCACGGUGUACGACGGUGCCACAUGCCGGUGGUAAAAUACUGAUCGGUACGAGCGAUAUCGAACCACGUACACCCAUUAUAGAGGUGCGUGGUAAGUACAUGCUGACCAGUCAGCACAAACAGCUGCAAUCGUUGUUCAAUAUGGCGGCGAAUGGGAAGUUGAGUCAGAACAAGAAUGCGGGCCCAUUCCUGUUCCUGUACCAGCUGCCGAUGACGAGUUCCGGUGGCAGCGGAAUGGAACUAUGCGUCGACACGCGCACCUACGGCAAUGAUGCACGGUUUGUGAGGCGCUCGUGUCGUCCGAACGCUGAACUGCAGCACAGUGUGGAGAAGGGCGUGGUGCAUCUGUACCUGGUAGCGACGACCAACAUCAAAUCGAACACGGAAAUCACAAUCCGGCAUGAUGAGCAGCUGAUUCGGCGGAUGGGCGGUGUGGUCAUUCUCACGCACACGACCGUCACGAACGUGUGUGCGUGUGGGCUGAUUAAAGAUUGUGCCUACUCUGCGCAGCUUAGCGAGCCAACUCCGGCACAGGGCGCGAUGACUGGCAUCGGAAGUGCUAACAAUGGGCUCCCAUUGAGUAACAGUGCCGGGACAGCAGCAUCACCAACCACUCCGACCAAAACGAGCAGCUCCACUCGGCUAGGUGCUCAGGCAUUGAAGCGAAGCGUUAGUGAGAUUGGAACAGUGGGAACCGGAAUUGGAGCAGGUAGUACGGAGCCACCAGCAGGAAGGAAGUCUGGCACAAAGAAGUCACGCAACAACAGUACCAGCCGAGGAUCCUCCUCAUCCUUAUCGUGUUUCAGUGGAACUGUGGAGGGUGCGGCAUCGUUGGCGAUUGGACGUACUCGCACAAUGAGUGGUAGCGGUGGUGAACCCGGCGAAACCGCGUUCCCUGGCGCUCUCUCUCCGAUGAUGAUGCCGGAAGGACUAAUGCCACCGCAAUCGCAACUUUCCACCAUUCCACCUCCCUUGAUUCCCCCGGCACAUCUGCAUCAUUUGCUCCAACAGCAGCAGCAGCAACAACAACAACAGGACUUACAAGGCGCUUCGUUAGGUGGUGGCCUCUCGGGAGCAUCAGCGAGCCACCUCGGCAAUGGUCCAUAUUUAUUCGGCGUAGCAGGAAGCGGUGCAGGGGGCCCUCCAAUCAUGGCUUCUCCUCAACACCCGGCAGCAAGCAUAUCAAGUUCAUCACCCUACCACUGUUACGAUAUGAAAUCUCCGUUGAGAUCACCGCAGCCCCAUAUCAGCAGCUCCGGCAGCAUAACAUCAACGACGAACAAUGCAACGACACCAAUCGUUCUUCCCGCGGGCGUCCCCCAACCACUGACGCUCCCUUACCAUCCGCUUCACCAGCAGGCAAUAGCUGCGGCAGCGGCCGCCAGUUCACCGGCUAAUUCACCGAUCAACAAACAGUCCUCGCCAGGAGCAGGAGAAGGAACUGUACCAGGUCCACCAGAUGCGGCAGCAGCGGCCCUGCUGGCAAUGGCUGCUUCUUGUGGACCACGGGUGAACCUGAUCGAAACGUUGGCGACUGCUGCUACAGCUACUGUCGGUGGAAGCACAUCCGGCAGCACAGAGCACGGUUCCCAGAUGGAACUGAUACAGCAACAGCAGCAACUGCAUCAGCAGCAUAUUCUUGAGGAUGUGCUGAAGAUACAGAUCAAACCUUCACCACCAACGUCACCGAUGAAGCAACCACCAUCACGUCGCAGCUCAUCCGUUUCGCUACUGCUUUCACCGACGAAACCACCGAUCGUUGCACCGGUGGUGGCAACGGUCGCAGCAGUCGCUACUGCUACUGAAACAAUCACAGAACGGACGAUGGCCUUGAGCGACACUGAAGGGGCCGUGGCGAUGGUUGUUUCAGCAGUGAAACAGGAGCUACCGGAUGGAGCUAAGGAAGAAAAAAGCAAGGAGGAGAUGGACGAGGACGACAAGUUUGAGCUGCUGCAGUGUAAGGAGCAGAUGAUGAAGUUCGACUCACCAUUAUCGGAGCACAAGCCUCUGGUUGAGCCUGGAUCGUUUGAUGUGAAGCGGGAAGAAGACGCGGAACAGAAACUGCCAUCCGCGACGAGAGACGGUAACAGCGACAUCGUCAAGCGCGAACUGUCUUCACCGGAAAUGAUGGGACACGAAAGGAAGUCGUCCGUGGCGGAGCAGUUGUCAUCAGUGAGCUGUCGCAGUGGUGGUUCAUCGGUCCCUUCAUCACCCCUGAAGCGGCUUCAAUCGUCACAGCAGCACCACAACAACCACUCGUCCGUGCAUGGACCUACGUCGUCAUUGUCAUCCGGAUCGAGUCACUUUCAUCAUCAGACAAAUCAUCACUCUAAAAGCAGUAGCAGAAAGGCGGGUGGAUCAGGUGAUGGUAGUGUGCGAUCAGAGAAGAAGGCUGCAUCGGAGAAGCCAAGCCGUAAGCUGACCCGCGAGGAGCGCAAAAUGGAGGCAAUCGUGAAGGCGUUUGCGAAGAUGGAACAAUCGCAGCAACGCAAGCAGGAACUCAAGGAACAGCGAAAGAGUGGUGGCGACGGUGGCUGUUCUGGAUCCGGUGGUGUUGCCAGUGGCAGUGGUGGUGGCAAAAGGCGUAGUAUAUCCACUUCAAACACUUCCGCGCUGAUGAGUGGCAAUGUGUCCGAUGAGGGCACACUCGAUAGUUCCUCGUAUGGUGACAUUGGUAGCGGAGAAGGUGGUGGUAGCUUCGAGGGACGUAUCGUUUCACCGGGUGCCGCUACCUCCGGUUCUGUUGCAUUCCUGAAUUCAUCCGGAGGAUCGGCAAGUAGUAGCGGAAGCAGUAGCGCCGGGGGCAGUAAACGAAAACGUUCGUCCGUUCUCGGUAGCAAAUCCUCGAGCUCGUCCUCCUCGGCCCGGUCGAAGAAGAAAAAGAGCAAAGCGGUUAGCCAGCACUUUGCUUCCUCGACGCAGCAGCGCCGUAAGAAGCUCGCAGCGGCAGCACGUUCCAAGUCCAAGUCGAAAUCGAUCGACCAGCACGACCAGGAGCCUAAGCAACAGCAGCAGCAGCAGCAGCCGCAGCCGCUACCGAACGAUCGAGUACGAAUGCUGGCGGACGAUCAGCACUCAAUGCGGGAUCAGUAUGACAAAGCAGCCGAACUACUGCUGACAUUCUCGCAAUCGGCCAGCAACGAGGCGGUAGUCGGCACUGCGACACCACACCACCAUCAUCACCAUUUGCCAGUUACAAUGCAACAAGAUGCCGGUUCUGGUGUCGGCACUAGUGGCGCUGGUGCGAAUGAUGGAGGAAACCUACCGCUACUCAGCUCCGCUUGCAUGCUCAUUGAGGCCGCAGUUGGACCGCUUGAUCAUCUAUCCGGCUCGCAAACGUCCGCGCUGGGUUCCUCGCCUUCGGAUUCGACGGGUUCUUCACAGCUGGCCACACAGGUUCUGCAGCAGCAGGAACAACGCUUGAUUCAAUCACCCGGACCUGAAGCACACUACCACCUACAACCACCUCAUCAGGCGCCGCAGCUUCAGUCGGAUUUUAAGUGUCCUGUCAAAGCGAAAACGAAGAAGAGUAUGAGCCGUGAAUGGCUCAGUUCGGCAGCAGCAGCUGCAUCAUCAUCAAACUCGUCGGUUAAUCCAUCGGCAACAGAUCUGGAUGGAUCGAGUGAUGAUAAACAGUCAGGAACGCACCCAACGGAAGGAGGCAGCGAAACGCAGUUGGAGGUUACUGCUAACAGUGGUGGCCACAUACUGAUCGCUGCCAAGAAGGUCGAAGAGUUUAUUCUUCAAAACUCCUCAGUCCCAUCGCAGGACCUAGGCAAAUGGGCUACACCCUCUGCAAUGUCGCCGGCGACCAGUAACGAAGUGAGUGGAUCGGUGGGAGGUGGAAGUUUUGUCACAUCAACCAGCAACAGCAGCAGCAACAGCACGGGCAGCAGCAGUACUGCAGGUCCGACGGAGAGUGCCGCCGUUAAGAAGCGCUGGUUGCGACAAGCCAUCUCGGAGGAAACGGACGAACAUCCAACCGGUGGUAGUGGGCUGCAUUCGUCCUCCUCUUCGUCCUCGUCGCCUCCCCCACCGAACGGAUUCGCAACGCCACUCAAAAAGCGCAGAGUUGUACGAGAGAACCCUGCUGCGAUUGCCGUCGUAGCUGAUCCGCAGCAGCAACAACAGCAGACCCCGUUCGCCGGUGGCCCGGAUGCAUCGAGCAACGGUACCGAGAACCGAUACUGGCCGGAUCAUCAGCGUUCGUCAACAGCAACCACCGCCGGAACCACGGUGGAGAAACAGGCGAUGGAUCUGUCCCGUGCAGCGAUGCCAACCGGGCCGGUAAAGAUGCUAACACCACUGCAUUUUGCUGAUCCAGGCCCAUUGUUACCGUUGGCGCGAGCCAGCCCUACUACGCAGGCACAACCAACAGCAGCAGCAGCAGCGGCAUCAGGUACAACGCCGCCACCAACAGUACAUCACCAUCAUCCACUAUUGCAACAGAUCCAACAACAUCAUCAUCAUCAUCUGUCGCAUCCGCAGCAUCAUCUGUCCCAUCCACAUACGAUCCCACUGGAAAUGGUAACCGGUCAGUUGCAGUAUGACAGUACGGGUACCGGCGGUACGAUGUUGGCUUCUUCGGACGCACCACAACCGGUGACAGUAGUGGCGACACCCGGGUCUCCUGCGAUGGUGAUGGUUGUGCCGGAUGUCGUUACUUCGCAGGUGGCUAGUGCUGAACGUAUGGAAGAAACAUCUGAGCUGUACCUGACCGCAACGGAGCAGUAUGCACAGCAGGAAACCGUGUCAACAGCGAUAGAAGAGAGAGAAGUUAUGGUAGAACCGACGGUAACGACUGUACCGGAUACGACAGCUUCUUCAUUAGACGUGCCAGAUACGGCAGUCGUGGCCACUCCAGUAACACCACGCAGCAAGGGAAGCCAAAAGUACAUGGCGAUGGAUGUGAUGAAGGUGGAAGAGGUGAAAGAGGACCAACAGCAGGUAGUCAUGAUGGAUUCGGAAGAUAACUUGCAGCUAACGAGCCAGGAAGUGUCCGCAAACGAGGUGGAAGAGAUUACCGAGGAGACAAUAGUUGUAGAACAACCUUGUCUAGUGGAGCAAGUGGAAAUUUCCACGGAGGUGGUUCACGAUCAUGAAGAACCGAAGCCAACGGGGGCGGCAGAGGAGGAACGCGAGGAAAAGGAUGUGGCCGCAUUGUUGCAAUCGCCAUCGCCAUCGUCAGUCGCUGCAACGGAGGAGAAAAAGGUAGUCGAGGAGGAGGUGGUGAUCGACAAAACGGAAGCCACCGAAGACCACAGUCUGCUGCUGGUAGAGGAAAGCAUUGAAGACAUACCUCCCAGGGAUACUUCGUCGCCGUUGCCUAAUGAAGUGGAGGUGGAAGUGCAAAGUGAAACCAUCGAAUCGUCAAAGCAGGAGGAGAAGGUCGAAAAGGACGAGAAGGACGUGAUCUAUCGAGGGGAGGAUGAUGACCACCAUGAGCACGAGCUACAGUCACUGACGGAUGAUGAGCAGAAGGAGCUCAAAUACUGCGAGGCAGAGGAAGAGGCGGGCCGCCGUGGAUCCCCAUCCGUCGCCGAUAAUCUGAACACGUCGAUCAGCGCAUCAUUGUCGUCGACGUUCGAUGAGAUUGUGGAGACGAUCGUUGAGGAGCAACUGGCGGCCAUUGACCAGGGGCGGACGAUCGGGCAACCGAAUCUCGAUAACAUCAGCAGCAGUGAGGAAGAGGAUGAAGACGAUGACACCGACAUGGCGUUACUGGGAGGGACGAAAAAAAGCCAGAAAGACGAGUUGGGCGAUGCGUCGAUCGAACAGGAAAUGAUGCAGAUGAUGUACGAGGAAUCGUCAACGACGACAGCAGCGGCAACGACCGGUGCCUCCGGUGGUAAUCGAUCAGCAACGGCGAUAAAGACUAACGCUGCCGUUGUUGUCGGUGGUCGCAAGAAGGACGCGCCUGACGGGAUAUUGACGCCUUCCGUUCGUGCCACCAAUGGAAAGGACACGGGAAACGUGAAAGAUCCUCCGUCGACCGCUAAACCACCGGCACUGUCGUCGGAUCGAAUCGGAGAGAAGAACGAGCAAAAUGAGCUGGAAGACCUGCAGAAGGUGAUUGCUUCGUUUCACACGGAAAACAUCAUGAAUCUGAUCUCGCGCAAUCGCAGUAAAUCGAAGAAAAAAGGAACCAGCCUUACGCCCCCGGAAACUAGUAGUGUGGUCUCUGGUCAUCAUCCACCACCGAAGAAGCAACUCAAGCUCAACUUUGAUCUCAACUGUUUGAAGGAACAGAACCAGGGAACAGAAGCUCAAUUAGCAGCAGCAACAACAACAACAGCAGCAGCAGUAGCCAGCAUCACUACACCAAAGGACGCACCGUCGAGUGUCACCGUCGUAAGCCAAAUUCCAACCGUGCUACAGGCUACGCUUCCACCCUCUUCGGUGUCGGUGUUGGCCUCGUCGACCACUCUAUCUCCUGCCGUUGCCGGUGGAAUUGGGACCGGUUUGUUGGGUGCACCGAUCCCGUCAAUCACCACCUUCGGCUCGGAACCGAUCCGGUCGUUUACCACGCUACGCUCGGAUCCGAUAACGCCGACGAUUGGUGCUGGUAGUCAUCUGAGUACUCUCGGUGCUUACCAUCUUCCCCAUCAUACCCAGCCGUCGCCAGGCGCAGCUCCGCUCCGUAGCUCCGUUUCCUCGAUGUUCAACGAUUAUCCAUCGCCGUCGAACGUUGGCAUUAUUGGCAGUAGCUCCUCUAGUGUUACCUCAUCCGGCGCAACAGCUGGUGUCGGUGGUAUCUAUCAAUAUCGCUCGGAGGUGUCCAACUUGCUGGAGCGUACAAUGCUCGCGCAUCGCACGGCUACCGCUGCCUCUGUCGAUCGGCCAGCCAGCUUCUCGACACUUGGCUCCCUGUCCGUGUCACCAUCGACCCUAGGAAAACCGUCACUUCUCUCCGGCAUUACGGAUCAGAUGACACCUAGUGGGGCGGGAGUGACAACGGCGGGAACUGUUGGAGCCAUAGCCUCAGUCGGAGGAGGAGGAGGAGUGAGUGGUGCGAGUGCGAACACAGCAGCUGCUGCAACCGGGAUAGGCCACUACCCGAAGAUCUUCACUAAAACGGCCAGCUCGGAUCCACGUCUCAACCCGGCCCUGCUGUCGGCCGGCAGUAGUACCGAGUCAGUACCGGGUGCUGCAGGAACAUCGGCCGCUGCAGCAGCGACGCCGAAGCGUAAGCUCUCACUGACGGAGUAUCGCAAGCGGAAACUGCAGACCAGCACCAGUACCGACUCCAGCCCAACGUCCAUUAGCUCGGUGAGUGGCAGCGCAAUAUCCAGCAUCACCACCAGUCCCCCAUCUGCCUCUUCCAUAACCAUGAGUUCGAUUGUGCCGUCGCGGCUGCUCGGUACGUUGAUAACGAAUCGGCCAGGAAGGGAAGAACCACCAACGAUCGGUGGUAGCACUGCUGUAGGGCCAUCGAAGACGAUCGCUAUUGGUGGUGGAGGAGGAGGAGGAGGAGCAGGAGGCGGAUCAUCCGCGGUUAGCAGCACGAUCAGCAGCAACGACGUGAGCAGCUCUAUCAGCCGCGAGUUGGAGCUGGAGCUGGAGCUGCAGAAUGACGUCGACAAACCGUCCGGCGAUUCGAAGGCGAAAGCUACACUAGCCACGAGACGCAACAGUGCCAUGAACAAUACGAUCACUACUGCGACUGGAUUGAGCAAUGGCACAACAGUACCAGCGGCGGCAUCGGCGGGAACCGGCAUUGGUGUGCCAUCGAUGGUUGGAAAAGACGGUAGAAAAGUUACCGGAGGGGGCGGCAGCAGUAGUAGCAGUGGAGCCACCUCUCCAGAACAAAACAAUCUACACAACCUUCACCAUUACAAUCACAAGCAUCACCACCACAAUCACUACGAGGCCCUUGCAUCGGCAGAAGAGAUAACGACCACCUUCAGUGCCACACCGACACUAGCCGAACUGCGCAGCGAGGGCGGAAUGUCGGCGGAACGUUUGAAGUCCUUGAAGUACUUCCCGUAGAGUUCAGUUUGAACGAAGACCACGAAGCAGAAGCAGCUUGUGAAAUUAUGCUGCACCAUCAUCCAACCUGUCAGUGCAACGCAACGAUGAUCCAUCGAUUUUUGACAUGCAGGCCGUGUCGCGCGGUUCCUAACAGUAAUGAGUAGCGGCAGCAGAUAGCAGACGAGGAAUCGAAACAAGUAGUAUCUCUAACAUGGAAUGUAAAUUUGUACAUGCUGUGUAACACGGUCAGCGCUUUCAAUCUAUGUAACCGAAUGGGGUCCACAAUUUGCGUGAAUGUGUUUUGCUGGGUUGUUUUUUUCAUUUUCCUUUUUUUGCUUCCCCCUACGCACGAUUCCCAGCAGUUCAUUGCAGGGCACAUGACUUUCGAAUAUUGGUGCCUAUAAUUGUCGGACGAGAAAUGUCGAUUCGUCUUCGUAGAUUCCUGCACCUAGAGUGAGCAGUGGGUUGAUUGAAUCAAAAACGAACCGCGUAAAUCAAAAUCACGCUAUCAAUUUGAAAACCAAACGAAAUAGAGUACCGCAAACAAACGCGGAAAAGUACCGCCCAGAAGGGCAUGGAAGGGUGUUGCCAUGAACAAUUUCAAGCAGUCUGCUGAUGCUGAUAGGAAAAUCGUCUCAUGAAUUGCAUCUCGCAGUUAAAGUUAAAUUUACUCCACCUAUAUUCCACCGUCAGCAUUAUCAUCAGUGUGCGAUUCCGGUGCAUACGAUUCUCGAAUGCAGAACACGCGAGCCUGUAGUAGGCGCGCAAGAAGAAGGCAAUGAAAUCCGAAUUUAAACGCUAGCUCUUGGCUAGCGUGUGGGCCUCUCUUACAAAACAAACACAAUCACACGAAAAGAUCACACUCUGUGUAUCUUCUUACUCGUUCUUUUGCGUUUAUUAAUUCGUUUGUUAGAAGUUUAGUUUGCGAGAUGCGUUAUGUAUAAGUAUGGUUUGGCAGAGAAAAAGGGACACGAAUACGCGAUAUGAAUUGUAGGACGGCGGCGGCAGCAUCGUUCAGAAGUUCACGUGGACACACACUGUGGUACGAAUAAUAGUAUGUUAUUAUUAUUAUUAUUAUGGUUGCUUAUUUAAAAUUCAAAUUGAUUAUUUAUAUCAGUGCACCUCCAUCUCAGGAUUUGGUGGUCGCCGAAUGGUUUGAAUGACAGAUACGUUGUUCAAUUUAGAAGCUAGGAGGUAUAUGUGAAUACAUACAUAUACACAAUAGACGGCCUUAUUGGUUCUGUUGCGUUGCUAUACUUUCUUCAAAACAAUAGAUUACAAUAGGGCGGGCUAUGCUGGAUUUGCUAAUCAUUUGAAGAAUAAUAGAUCACUUAUGAUGGCGUUCAUUCCUUCUAAACCACAGACACGCACUCACAAACAUGUUCAGUUACUCAAUUACUUCAAUCCAGUGAAUCAACCAGUUCAAAGAACCGCUGCGUGCUCCAACAAAGUGUAACCACCAACAUGGCGUUUAAUGAUGAUAAUGCAGCUUGAGAGCAAAUCCUUGAAACAUUCGUAAUCACACAGACCGGGCGCAAACGGAACGACUAGAGAGCGAAUAUUUAUGGUAGAUAACGGUGAGGCUAGAGGGGAGCACACAACGAACGCGAGGACAGGACAUCGAAAUGGAGAUUUAAGGUUUUAGAUUAUUUCGUUCUAUGCAAAGCAUCACCCAUCACACCGGUCUCUCAGGCACAGUCGGUUAUGUUGCCGAUUUUUCUAGGUUCCUAUUUGUGACCCGCCACACCCGGUUGUGGGUUGUCGGAGGAAAAUGAAUGGGAAAUCUAAAAGUGUGGACACCUUUCACUGUAAUAUAUAUAAAUAUACAUAGUGUUAGCAGCAUAUGGCAUCAUUAGAGUGAAGAGUAAUGUAAUUGAAUAAUCAUAAACUUGAAGCUAACUUGGUGAAUAGAACUCGUUGUGGUGUCACUUAAAGCUCGCGCUCGGUGCUGCUGCCCCGAGGGCAUUGGGAAUGUUUUAAUCUACUUUUUUUUUUAUUACUUAAAUAACAACACACUGUGGUUGUGUAGUUAUGGGGGGGGAUACAUUUUUUAUAUUGAUUUUUCAUGUAGUGCUAUAUAUAUACAUAACAUAUAUACUUCUAUGAAUCUAGCUAUAUAUACUGUACAUGCAUAUAUGUAACAUAUAACAAGCAGAAGAGAAGAUAAUUUAAUACAAGGAAGCUCCUAUACAAACUAGCAAAUACUGUAUGAUGAGACGGAUGAGCGAAAAUGAAUAAAUGCGGGAAGAAAUUUG
This is a messenger RNA of Anopheles aquasalis, 16593 nucleotides long. RefSeq names its product SET domain-containing protein upSET (gene upSET). NCBI's taxonomy places the organism in Eukaryota, Metazoa, Arthropoda, Insecta, Diptera, Culicidae. Gene Ontology annotation, biological process: regulation of DNA-templated transcription. Gene Ontology annotation, cellular component: Rpd3L-Expanded complex; Set3 complex. The record is from RefSeq and is a predicted model, not a curated record.